Messenger RNA from Artibeus jamaicensis (Jamaican fruit-eating bat), 3320 nucleotides. It is a transcript of the gene TRIM9, whose product is annotated as tripartite motif containing 9. NCBI's taxonomy places the organism in Eukaryota, Metazoa, Chordata, Mammalia, Chiroptera, Phyllostomidae. The record is from RefSeq and is a predicted model, not a curated record. The coding region runs from base 156 to 2387 and encodes 743 amino acids. Gene Ontology annotation, molecular function: zinc ion binding; protein binding. The transcript has 11 exons.
UCACCCGGAGUCUGCGUCUGGGCGACGCGGGAAGGCUCUGCUGCGACCGCAGCCGCCGACGCUGGCCAAGGUGCUGGACGAGACAGACCGACUGCCACUCCGCCAGUUCAGCCACCCGUUGCAGCCGCAGCUGUCUCGCUUCCAUCCGGGUCUCCAUGGAAGAGAUGGAAGAAGAGUUAAAAUGCCCCGUGUGCGGGUCCUUCUAUCGGGAGCCCAUCAUCCUGCCCUGCUCCCACAAUUUAUGUCAGGCGUGCGCCCGCAACAUCCUGGUUCAAACCCCGGAGUCUGAGUCCCCCCAGAGCCGUCGGGCCUCGGGCUCCGGGGUCUCUGACUAUGACUACCUGGACCUGGACAAGAUGAGCCUGUACAGCGAAGCGGACAGUGGCUAUGGCUCCUACGGAGGUUUUGCCAGCGCCCCCACUACCCCGUGCCAGAAAUCCCCCAACGGCGUCCGCGUGUUUCCCCCAGCUAUGCCGCCACCGGCCACCCACCUGUCACCGGCCUUGGCCCCGGUGCCCCGUAACUCCUGUAUCACCUGUCCCCAGUGCCACCGCAGCCUCAUCCUGGAUGACCGGGGUCUCCGCGGCUUCCCCAAGAACCGCGUCCUGGAAGGGGUAAUUGACCGCUACCAGCAGAGCAAAGCCGCGGCCCUCAAGUGCCAGCUCUGCGAGAAGGCUCCCAAGGAGGCUACCGUUAUGUGCGAACAGUGCGAUGUCUUCUACUGCGAUCCGUGCCGUCUUCGCUGCCACCCGCCCAGGGGUCCCCUAGCCAAGCAUCGCCUGGUGCCCCCGGCCCAAGGCCGUGUGAGCCGGAGGCUGAGCCCGCGCAAAGUCUCCACUUGUACAGACCACGAGCUGGAGAACCACAGCAUGUACUGCGUGCAGUGCAAGAUGCCCGUGUGCUAUCAGUGCUUGGAGGAGGGCAAACACUCCAGCCAUGAAGUCAAGGCUCUGGGGGCCAUGUGGAAACUACACAAGAGCCAGCUCUCCCAGGCGCUGAAUGGGCUGUCGGACAGGGCGAAAGAAGCCAAGGAGUUCCUGGUGCAGCUCCGCACCAUGGUCCAGCAGAUCCAGGAGAACAGUGUGGAGUUUGAGGCCUGCCUGGUGGCCCAGUGUGAUGCCCUCAUUGAUGCCCUCAACAGAAGGAAAGCCCAGCUGCUUGCACGCGUGAACAAGGAGCACGAGCACAAGCUGAAGGUGGUUCGAGAUCAGAUCUCUCACUGCACAGUGAAACUGCGCCAGACCACGGGUCUCAUGGAGUACUGCCUGGAGGUGAUUAAGGAAAAUGACCCUAGCGGCUUUCUGCAGAUUUCUGACGCCCUCAUAAGGAGAGUGCACCUGACUGAGGACCAGUGGGGGAAAGGCACACUCACUCCCAGGAUGACCACAGACUUUGACCUGAGUCUGGACAACAGCCCUCUGCUGCAGUCCAUUCACCAGCUCGACUUCGUGCAGAUGAAAGUUCAGCCCAGGAAUUGUGAUGCUCUCCAUUUCCAAAACACAAAAGCUUCCUCUCCAGUCCCAGCAACUCCCAUCCUACAGCUGGAGGAGUGUUGCACCCACAACAACAGCGCUACGCUGUCUUGGAAGCAGCCACCUCUGUCCACGGUGCCCGCUGAAGGAUACAUUCUGGAGCUGGACGACGGCAAUGGUGGUCAGUUCCGGGAAGUGUAUGUUGGAAAGGAGACAAUGUGCACCGUGGAUGGUCUUCACUUCAACAGCACAUACAAUGCUCGCAUCAAGGCCUUCAACAAAACAGGAGUCAGCCAGUACAGCAAGACCCUGGUCCUCCAAACGUCUGAGGUGGCCUGGUUUGCUUUUGACCCUGGCUCAGCACACUCUGACAUCAUCUUCUCCAAUGACAACCUGACCGUGACCUGUAGUAGCUACGAUGACCGAGUGGUGCUGGGGAAGACCGGCUUCUCCAAGGGUGUCCACUAUUGGGAGCUAACUGUGGAUCGUUACGAUAACCACCCCGACCCCGCCUUCGGUGUGGCUCGCAUCGACGUGAUGAAGGAUGUGAUGUUGGGAAAGGACGACAAAGCUUGGGCAAUGUAUGUGGACAAUAACCGGAGCUGGUUCAUGCACAACAACUCGCACACCAACAGAACUGAGGGAGGGAUCACAAAAGGGGCCACCAUCGGGGUCCUCCUCGACUUAAAUAGAAAAACCUUGACAUUUUUUAUCAACGACGAACAGCAAGGGCCCAUAGCGUUCGAGAAUGUGGAGGGCAUGUUCUUCCCGGCAGUCAGCCUGAACAGGAACGUGCAGGUAAGCACUGUGCCCUCAAAUGUAGAAGUGACUUCAGAGGCUGCCUGUGCACAGGUCACGCUUCACACUGGGCUCCCGGUCCCUGACUUCUACUCCAGCAGAGCGUCAAUAGCCUAAGGGUGUGCUGUGGAGGCGCCAGCUGCCUGUUCUUACCUUCGCCUGAGAAGCAACAGCAAGAGGCUCGGCCAGAGCUUGGGGGGAUGCCAGAGAGCUAGAAGGAGGGGGAGAAGGAGAAAAAAGCUGGUCCUCUAUGGUCUUCACACCCCGCAGCUCCACCCCGUCCCCUCCCAACCUCUCCACUGCUGUAAUGCCUGCAUUUGCUUCCACCUUCUGCAAUUCCAGCCAACAAAGGACCUAGCCAGCCCACCAUGUCACUGGUUUCCACUCUCAGAUUCUGCUUUUAUCUAACAUAAUUUUUAUGUCAGUGAGUAAUAUUUCAUUUCCUUUUUUAUCAUGAUCAUGUUAUUGGUGACACACGAAACUGGCACUGCCAAGAAAAAAUUCUCCUAAUGAUUUUUUUCUUAAGCUUUCUGUCAGAGGUUGUAGGGAGAGGGAGGAAAGAACGAGCUGAAUUUGGAGCCUGCAGUUUACCUCCUAGAGUACUCUUGCCAUGUUCCGUCUCAUGCAGGGCUAGCUCUGCAUAGCUAAUCUCUGGGAAGUGGACACAGUGAACGUAGCAUUGAAAAGAGUUACUACUAUCCACUGAAGCACAAAAAUACAGCUAAACAUAGCUACCCAAAGGUUCACAGUGGGUAGGUCAUUAGGACAGCCGGGUCAUUAGGACAGUCCAGAAACCCUGGUUAUUGAGUGAAAUUGGAAAGUCUCUAGACAUAAGCAGACAAGGAGACUUACUAAUUUGGUUCAUGUAUUUCAUACAAAUUUUUAACUGAGAGCCUGCUGCAGACCAGCCAUUUCCCUGGACACUGGCGACACUGUGGUGAAUACACAGGCGCAGUCUCUGUCCUCUUGGAGCUUAUAUUCUCCUAGGAGAACAAACCCAAAAUAAAAGAAUAGCAAAUUGUUAUGAACGAGAAAGGAAGUAAAUGAGAG